Messenger RNA from Brassica rapa (field mustard), 1175 nucleotides. RefSeq lists its product as uncharacterized. NCBI's taxonomy places the organism in Eukaryota, Viridiplantae, Streptophyta, Magnoliopsida, Brassicales, Brassicaceae. The record is from RefSeq and is a predicted model, not a curated record.
AAAACAACGAAUAUUAGUAACAGAAAUUUCUUUCAGUGAAGAAAUAAACAAAAUUGAAGAAACCAGAUUGCUAGAGAAGUUGGGUUGUUCCUAAACUCAUCUAAAAAAUGAGUGAAGAAGGAGAUACAACGUUUCAAAUAUAUUAUCGUGGGAAGUUCGAGACUAAUGAAGGUGGAAUGAUCACAUAUGUUGGUGGGGAACGUCAUGUGCUUCAAACCCAGGCUCAAGCUUUGUUUACAGGGUUGACUAAUGAUUUCCCUAUAUCUUUGUAUGGUCAAAGAAUCUGGUUCAAACUACCAUACGAGACUAUGAAGGAUCUGAAAAUUUUGAGUAAUGGUAGUGACACAUUUCGAUUGAUGUGUGAAGCUUCAUAUUGGACAAAGUAUAUAGAAGUUUUUAUGGAGCAUGAAAACGUCCAUGAAGAAGUAGUGAAUGAAGAGGUUGAAGAGGGAGGCCAAAGUAAUGGCGAGACAGAAGAGGUGCAAUAUGAAGAUGGAGAGAAUGAAUUUGAAGAAGAAUCUCGGGUUGAAGCUGUUAUAGCUCAGGUUUCUGAUGAUGAAGAUAAUGAAAAUUACAGAGACACUCCUCCUUGUUCUGACGAUGAGGAACAACAACAUCGAAGGCCUUAUGACGGAUGGAGGAGAGGCAGUGGAGAGCUACACAUAAGGCAAGUUUUUGAUAGUAUACCAGACUUCAAAGAUGCUGUGUUUGAGUAUGCAUUAAAGGGUGGGUGGAAUAUCCAAUUCACUAGAUGGGGAGGUGUAAAAUCAGAGGCAAGAUGUGGAGUAGAAGUCGAUGAAGGAGAAAUUCCAUGCUCUUGGAGGAUAUAUUUGUCGUAUGAAGAAUCUGUUUCACAAUGGAUGGUGAAGACAUUCCAAGAUGUCCAUAGUUGUUUCAAAGAUGGUCACUGCAAGAUAUUGUCGGAGUCACGCAUUGCGAAGAUGUUUUUAAAUGAAGUGAGGGAGGAUCCGGAAAUGAAGCCUAAAACACUCCAAGAACAGAUUCAAUUACGAUAUGACUUGAAUCCAUCUCAUGACCAAUGUCGCAAGGCGAAGAAGAAAGCUUUGGAUUUCAUUCAAGAUGAGCAUGAUGAACAAUUUCGUAGGAUUAAAGACUAUGAAAUAGAAAUUCAAAAGUAAGCAAUUGUUUAUUUUUUUUUCUUUUUGUUUCAAUAA